Dreissena polymorpha is the source of this 4543-nucleotide messenger RNA. Its product is annotated as eukaryotic translation initiation factor 4B-like. Lineage: Eukaryota; Metazoa; Mollusca; Bivalvia; Myida; Dreissenidae. Gene Ontology annotation, cellular component: spliceosomal complex. Gene Ontology annotation, molecular function: RNA binding. The record is from RefSeq and is a predicted model, not a curated record. Bases 181 to 2586 code for a protein of 801 amino acids. The transcript is spliced from 18 exons. Gene Ontology annotation, biological process: positive regulation of mRNA splicing, via spliceosome.
AUAAAAUAACAACACAAACAGAAAACAUUUCUUAAAUACUACUUCUUCUACUACUGCUGCUGCUACUACUACUACUAUUACUUCUACUACUACUACUACUUCUACUACUACUAAUACAGUAGGGUGGCGGGUAUUUCCUAAACUGGUACGAAUCGGCUUCGUACGAAAGCCACUUUCAAGAUGUCGGCAAAGGGUGGAAAGAAGCAGAAGGGCAAGAAGAUGGCCCUGACUGACUUCCUGUCAGAUGAGGCAGGCAAUCAGCAAGGGCCAGGAACGAGCUAUGUACUGGCGAACAAGGCACCAGUCAAUGACUGGGCCGCAGAAAUGGAGUCACUAGAUAUUGAUACUGAUCCAGCCUACAGUCUGCCUAUCAACAGAACCAUGCUGCCUACAGCUCCCAAGGCCUCCAGGGGGCCUGAUGACAUGAAGAGGGUCCCUACAGACCCACCAUUCACAGCCUUCAUUGGCAACCUGGCUUAUGAGGCUACGGAGGAGAAAAUAACGGCUUUCUUUGGCAAACUGCCUGUUGUGAGUGUACGCCUGAUAGAGGAUGGAGGAAGACUGCGAGGGUUUGGGUAUGUGGAGUUUGAGACACGGCAGGCUCUUAUAGAUGCACUGGCCAUGAACGAGGAGAUGUUGCUGAACCGCAAAUUGAGGGUUGACUUGGCCGGGGAAUCUCAGCACGGAGAGGCACGUGGGCGUGGAGGUGGUGGGCGAGGCGGCGGUAGAGAUGAGGGCGGGCCCGACAGGACAGAGGGAAACUGGAGAUCAGAGUCUAAACCAGAGUCAUCUUUUAACGAUAGAGGGCCCAGCAAGUAUGACGACCGAGGCGGACCGAGUCGCUAUGACGACCGCGGGGGAGCUGGUCGCAAUGACGACAGAGGGGGGCGGGACGAGCGAGGGGGUGGGAGGUAUGAGACACGGCGAAAUGGAGCAGACAGGUUUGAAGAAAGAGGCGAGGACAAGGGUCCCUGGCAGAGAGGAGCAGAGAGGGCGGAAAGACCCGGGGGUGACUACGGCAGGAAGGAUGACCGCUAUGGGGGCGGUGAUCGCUAUGGAGAUGACCAUCGUGAUGACAGACGAGGCAGAGACGGGUAUGGGGGAGGCAGAGAUAGGCAGGACGACAGAGAUGGUGGAAGGCGUGCAUUUGGUACUGGUUUCCGUAGAGAUGACGAUCGCGGGGGUGAUCGCGGUGGUGACCGUGGUGGUGAUCGUGGUGGUGACCGUGGCUGGGAGAGGGGAGGGGGAUUCAGGGGGGACCGGGACAGAGGGUACGGAGGGGACCGACCUGGCCCAGAUAGAGAGGACAGACAUGAUCGACAAAAUAGCAGAGAAGCGGAGCCCCCAAUUGAGAGGCCACGCCUGCAUCUUCAGCCCCGCACCAAACCUGCAGAGCGCACAGAGCCCGAGCAGCAGGAACAUAAACCCCAGAAGGCCGCCUCCAUCUUCGGGAGUGCCAAACCCGUGGACACAGCGCAGCGUGAGCGAGAGAUUGAAGAGCGCCUAAUGAAGCAGCGCGAGGGGCCCCCUGCAGGGAAGAGUUCCCUCGAGGCGCGGGGUUACGGGCGUAGCCAUGGUUACGAGGACACCAGACCUGGGGACAUGCAUGGGGAGGAGAAGGAGAACAGGAAUGUCAGCAGUGACAAAGAUUUGGACAUGGGUCCUGUCUCUUCUAGAUCCAAGGGGGAUGCUGGUGGCAGACGACGCUCAGGAAGUGACAGGUCUGAAGACGGGGAAGGACGCAGGGAGAGGAAAACCAGCGGCAGCUCGCGCAAAAAAGGUUCAGUGUCCUCAGUGGGUCGGUCCCGUCAGGACAGCGGUGAGAAGGGGGCUGGGCCUGGGGAGGUGUUCCAGGAGAGGGAGGAGGAGCGCCAGUACACCACGGCCCAGAGCCCGCCGGGCCAGCCCGAGGAGCCGGUCAAGCUGGUACCAGCCCCACCGCCCAAGGAGAACAUCUGGGAGAAGAGGAAGAUUUCUCAGGUAUCAGACACUGUGACCAGUCAGCCAUCUGAUGCCAGGUCUCCCCCUGCUCAGUCAGGGAACAGUGAGACUGGUUCACAUGGUAAGCCUCCAGCUGAAGUGACAAACCAGAGAAAACCCGAGAACCAGCCUGCCCAGCCAGCAUCUUCACCCUCUCAAGCAGCUCCUAGUCGUCCAGAGGCCAAGAAAGAGUUUGUGCCUGCAGAGCCACCCAAGGAGAAUCCCUGGACUCGGGGCAAACAGGACAACGGUGUAUCGAGAGGUGGAGCCUCACGUCCCAGUCCUAGUUCUGGGCCCUCAGCUGGAUCAGCUCCGGGACCUGUCCCUAACGCUUGGGCUGGCAGAGGAGGUCCCAACACAGGGGGAGAGAGGGGCAGGGGACGUGGAGACAGGGGCAGAGGGGCACCCCAGGGGAGAGGCAGGGGUGGAGAGCAGCAUCGCAGGCAAGAGAAGAGAGAAAAACCUCUGCCACAGUCUAUUGAUGAAAUGCCCAAGUUGGAGCCAAAACAAGACAGAGACUUCAGUGAUAGCAAUAAGUUUGCUGGGUUGAUAGACGAUAAUGAGUACGAUGAAGAAGAAAGUUCGUCAGUAUUGUAUGAACCAUAGGAUAUAUUGGCAGAUUUAUUUUGAUUCUUAUGUCAAUUUUGGCAUGAUAUAGUUGGAGCCUUGCUAAACGACGUUUGAUGUGGUUAUUGAACAGUUUAUAUAUUGAUCUUUUCAUUAUUGUUGCUAAAUCCCGCGUGAGAAGUAAAUGUUGGACUGAGGUCUGCGUGCUAUUUUAUGUAUGGAGACUUGAGACAUUUGUGUUUGUGGAAAUCGGGUGCUAUGCUGCUUAUCUGGUAUGAUAUUAUGCGCAAUACUAAAUUGGAGAAAUCCAAGUUAUUGUCAAUUAACCCUUUCCCACUUAGAAACAAAGUGAAAAUGGAUAUGUGCAAACAUAAUAAAACCAGAACAGCCUGCAAUUCACUCGCAGUCUGUUCAGGUUUUAUGCUGUUUGCUGCUCGUCAGUUACAGUAUAUAAGGUUUGGAAAUGUAGCUUAACAACUUGAAUCUAGUAAGAAAGGUCUUAAAUUAAAGAUAACUUUCCAAUGGACUACAAAUGUGUGAAAAUACGUUUCUAAGUGGGAAAGGGUUAAAAUAUUGUUUUGAAUGCAAAUAUUGCUGCUGAUUAAGAUAUUCAUUAAUGAUAUGAUUGCAACAGUUGACAAUUUUGUUACUGGUGAUGGAUGGCUUGACGAGUUGUCCAGUUCAGCAUUUUAUUUUGACAUUUCCAUUCAUUUUGUACCAAUAAAUUUGUAAAUAAUGGCAGUUUGCUCCUGUGACUGUUUCAGGAAGGCUUCAUUUAAAUACAUUUCAUGUUCAAGCAAUAUAGAGGCAGUCCCUCAUUCUUCAGCUAUACUAUCAUUGUUCAAGGGUCUCUGAUUUUUUGCUCAUUUUUCCUCACAAUUUCAUCAUAUAUUGCUGAGUUAUUCAUUUAUUUAUCACUUAUUAUGUUUUAGCAAUUCAUAAGGUGUUAGUUUGCUAUUAAACGGAACCUUAGUGAGGGAAAUAUGUACUUGUAUUCAAUCAAAAUUGCCUGGAAAAUGUGUUCUUUUUAUGCAUUUUGAUCGUGUCAAAUGGAGUGUUCUAUGUUGCACGGGAAAAUGUAUCCCAUACUAUGUUUGAAAUAUAAGACCUCAGUUUAGGAAUUAUUACAUGUAGUGCUUUUAAAAUGUGUGUGCCCGUUGCUCUAUUGCCUUAAACUAAGUGUAUAACAACAGUUCAUGUUUUUACUCUGUGUUAAAGUGAAUAAUCAAUAACCAUGUUUUAGGGCAGCACCAUUUGUAUUAGUAUUUAGAAUGUUGGAUAUAAAAUUACCAAUAUGUUAACAUGUUUACAGUAAGUGUCUUAGUUUACCGUAGACCUAACUCAUGAACAUAAUUUUUUAAACUGCUUAAUCAUAAUCAUUGUGAAAUUGCAUUGUUCUCAUUAUAUAAUAACUUAAUUAAUUUCCUGUGUAUGUAUACACAUACUACUGACAUACCGGUACAACAUAGAUAUAUGUGUCAGUGAAUGAUGAUCCUGUGUUUUAUAAGCAUUGUUCACUGCAUGCUGACAAUGUAUGUAAAUUAUCAUGUGUUUUGAUCGUUCUAGCAGCAAAUGCCGCUAUUGAUGAAAUUUGAGGUGUUGAUUGUGUAACUGUUGUCACAGAGUUUCCGCCAUAGUGUUGGAAAUGUUAUUAACCCUUUCAGUGCGGGAACCGAAUUUUAAAGGCCUUUGCAAACAGUUUGGAUCCAGAUGAGACGCCACAAAAUGUGGCGUCUCAUCAGGAUCUAAACUGUUUGCUUUUCUGAUAGUAUUCUUUAAAAAAAUAGAAGAAAAUGCUAAUUUAAGAAAUUCUGCAGACGACAUUUUAGCAGACGACAAAUUUCCCAGCAUGCAAAGGGUUAAUGGCUAUAAUAAGCUUAAAUUUUGAAAUGUAUAUUAUUAUGUCAUUCAGUUCUUGCAGGAGACUUGUUAAUUUAUUUUUAAUUGACUGCCUUUUUGUAAAUAUAUUUACCAUAUAAUUAAAUGUAAAUAUAUA